This is a messenger RNA of Colletotrichum paranaense, 1041 nucleotides long. Its product is annotated as alcohol dehydrogenase. NCBI's taxonomy places the organism in Eukaryota, Fungi, Ascomycota, Sordariomycetes, Glomerellales, Glomerellaceae. Gene Ontology annotation, cellular component: cytosol. The coding region runs from base 1 to 1041 and encodes 346 amino acids. Gene Ontology annotation, molecular function: NAD binding; glyoxylate reductase (NADPH) activity; hydroxypyruvate reductase [NAD(P)H] activity. The record is from RefSeq and is a predicted model, not a curated record. The transcript has 3 exons.
AUGCAGCAAAAACGCAAGAUCCUCGUAAUCGGCUCACCUCGCGACGUCAUACCUGACAAAGUAUGGGCAGAAUUCAGCUCACGGUAUGAAACUCUAAUGUACGACUAUCCAAAAGUACAAGACUUCUACCAGUCCAUGACUUCCGGCACCUGCAAGAGCAUUGACGGAAUCAUGCGAAUCGGCAUUAACACUCCGCCCGACAACGAGAAAUUGGGCAUGGGCUGGACUAGACGGGCUCUGCCAUAUCUUCCAUCAACUCUCAAGAUGAUUGUCAACUUCGGACAUGGUUUCGACGAAGAAGAUGUUUCGGGACUCAAUGCCCGUGGCAUAGACUUUUUCAACACCACAGGCGGAAGCGAGGCGACGGCCGUGGUCGCGGUCUAUCUCAUCAUCUCAGUAUUCCGUCAGCUAAAUCGCUACGAGCGAAUGCUCCGCGACGAGCAGUUCUGGCCAGCCUUGAGGCACUCGUCUCAGAACGCAGUCGAUCCCUUUGGAAAGAAAAUUGGCAUUAUUGGCAUGGGUUCCAUCGGCCAGACCGUCGCGAGACAGGCAGCUGCUCUCGGGAUGGAGGUUCACUGUAUUGAUAGGCCCAAUCUUCGGAGAACUUUGGAAGUAAUAAAACAUGAGAACGAUCACGUCAAGGGGCUUUUGCCACCGAUACUGUUUCACAAGGAUCUUGUGGGCCUCGUCGCUUCCGUGGACUGCUUGGUUUUGGCAUGCUCUUACUCUCCAACGACACAUCAUCUUUUGUCGAAGGAUGUCUUCUCCGGGAUGAAGAAAGGAAUUCGAAUCGUCAAUGUGGCCAGGGGUCGUUGUAUAGAUGAGGAAGCACUGUGUGAUGCCAUCGACAGCGGCACUGUCGCAGCGGCUGGGCUGGAUGUUCACUACAACGAACCAAACGUAAACCCAAGAUUACUGAAUCACGACUGCGUGACACUUUUACCUCAUCUCGGAGGACUCACCCACGAUUCAAUGAAGAACCAUGCGUUGAUGGCCUUGAAGUCAGUAGAUGACUUCUUUGCCUGUUCGGAUUUGACGUAA